AUGCCUACGCAACAAGCGAAGGCUGUAAUCCCAGAACCAGCUACUACUAUGGAGAUUGAGGACCCCGAAGUGGAGUCGUCUAGUGAAAAGAUCCGCAGGCAGGGUAUUCAGAUCCUCAUAGCAGGUUUCUUCACCAACUUCAUUGUAUUUGGUGUGGGAUUCACCUAUGGUGUUUUUCAAGAGUUCUACUUGUCUCCAGAGGGUCCAUUAAGUCAUGAGAGCGCUGCUACAGUAGCAUUGAUAGGAACUUUAGCAACCUCCAUCACCUAUAUGGGGGCAGUCUUUCUGUCAACCAUCAGACAAUACGUCCCCACGAACAUCUCCAUGUGUGUUGGUGGAAUUCUUCUUUCCAUGGGACUAAUAUGUGCCAGCUGGUGCACAAAAGUUUGGCAGUUUGCAUUGACCCAAGGAAUCAUGUUUGGACUUGGAUCUUCGGCAACAUAUAUUCCUCCCAUAGUAUUCGCUCCACAAUACUUCAAUAAACAUAGAGGAAUAGCCAUGGGAAUCGUGUUUGCGGGCACAGGAUUCGGCUCUUUGGUAUUUGCCUUCUUGACAAGAUACCUUAUUGUUCAUUUGGGCUGGCAAUGGGCUGUCAGAAUUCUCGGAUUUAUCUCCAUGGUCGUCACCAUGGUUUGCAGCCAAUUUGUCCAUCCACAUCCAAACUUUCUGUCAAAUACUGGAUCAAUUCUCGUGAGCUCAUCUGUUUUGAAGUCGAGAAAGUUCAAUCUCCAAAUGUUCGGUGCCCUUCUUCAGGCAAUGGCCUAUUUGGUCCCUUUAGUGUACAUGGCAUCGUACGGCACCACAUUGGGGUUCAGCAGUAACCAAGGGGCAACUUUCAUUGCAAUCAAUAAUGUUGUCAACGCCAUAUCCAAAGUAGUAUUGGGUCAUUUUGCUGACAAUAUAGGCAAAAUCAAUAUGCUUACACUAUGUUGUGGCAUGAGCAUGAUUACAGUAUAUGCACUUUGGCUCAUUCCUAAUAGGUCAACAUUCAUCAGCUUUGUUGUUCUUUAUGGUGUUACGUCUGGUCCUAUUAUAUCCUUGAUUCCAGCAUGCUUGUCAGAAACUUUUGGAGUGCAGACCUACUAUUCUGUCUCUGGCAUGUUGUAUCUUUUUAGAGGAAUAGGAAAUCUUCUUGGGUCUCCAAUUGCGGGAUUAUUAAUUAAGGGCAAUCCAGGCAAUACUUCCAGCUACUUCAAUGUGAUCCAGUACACUGGAGCUGCUUUAGCUGCUUCUACGAUUUGCUCCGCUGUGAUGGCUCUCACUGCUCAAACUUGA
Messenger RNA from Sungouiella intermedia, 1275 nucleotides. Lineage: Eukaryota; Fungi; Ascomycota; Pichiomycetes; Serinales; Metschnikowiaceae. The record is from the annotation of a GenBank genome assembly.